UGUUAUGACGAAGACUUGUCGGAAGACGGAGGACUUCUGACUCAUGACAUGUCAAGAAUGUGCUUAAUAUGGACAUCUGGCACUUUUAUUCUUUUGGUUGUUGAGUCAUCUGUCAUAGGUGUAACCCUCACACCAUGUGGAAAGGACGGAGUCAGUGAUGUAACAGCUGGACAGAAAACUCAGUUUGUCUGCAUGAAUGGAGGACAGGUAGAGUGGAGGUUAAUUGUGAACAAUGCAGCGACUCCCUUGCUGUUAGCAUCCUGUGACGGAAAUGCUUGCAAUCAAGCUGAUUUUUUACAGAAAACAUUUACAGCAAGUGUUCAAGACGCACAUCCUACAUUGACCAUUAAUGCUGUGAACAGUACUCUGAUAUAUAACAAGGUUCAGAUUGUGAACGGCACUCUGCUGUGUACUCCAAAGACAAAGGAAAGCUCUGUUGUAUGUGGACUCAACUAUGUGUCUCUGCCAGAGAACGUGUCAUGUCAGGCGGUAAACAAAUCGUUGUCAUGUGUUGUUGGCGCUGUCUAUUCAUCUCGCAACAUUUACAUGUGUCACUUGCUUCGAUUCAAGACUGGAUGGCUUCUUCAAACAUCUGUUUUAUAA
Molecule: messenger RNA, 603 nt
Organism: Pomacea canaliculata
Lineage: Eukaryota; Metazoa; Mollusca; Gastropoda; Architaenioglossa; Ampullariidae
Exons: 4
Coding region: 49-603 (184 amino acids)
Source: RefSeq, a predicted model, not a curated record